This is a messenger RNA of Zychaea mexicana, 3375 nucleotides long. RefSeq lists its product as uncharacterized. The coding region runs from base 1 to 3375 and encodes 1124 amino acids. The record is from RefSeq and is a predicted model, not a curated record. Gene Ontology annotation, biological process: regulation of protein stability; protein deubiquitination. Lineage: Eukaryota; Fungi; Mucoromycota; Mucoromycetes; Mucorales; Lichtheimiaceae. Gene Ontology annotation, cellular component: nucleus; cytosol. The transcript has 17 exons. Gene Ontology annotation, molecular function: cysteine-type deubiquitinase activity; protein binding; cysteine-type endopeptidase activity.
AUGACAAUUCAUGAAACUCGAGCAACGCCCUCUCCUCCCAGUACGGCGCCUUCUCCCAAUGACACGACAGAGUCCAAUGCGAGCGACUCAUCCGAGAUGGAACCUGAGGCUGAAAGCAAAGUGAAAACAGACCUUCAACCCACUUUGGCUGCUCCUAACCCCACUCGCGCAUCAGUAUCCGACAGCGACAGCGUCAAGACACGAGAUGUCAAGCGAGUUCUUAUGUUCCCAAAAGGAAACAACCAAAGCGAAGCAGUAUCAAUCUACCUUGAAAUUGCUGAUCCAAGCGGCCACGGUCUUCCAGACGACUGGCACGUCUGUGCACAGUUCACACUUGCUUUGUCUCAUCCUGACGAUCCGACCAAUUAUUACUCUAGCACUGCCACGCACCGAUUUAUGGGGGAUGAGAUUGAUUGGGGCUUUACUCGAUUUUAUGAAUUGAAGCUAUUGAACGCCCAGUAUCCUCGCAAUAAUACUGGAAAGGGUCCGUUUAUUGUCAAUAACCAAGCCAUCAUUUCGGUAUUUGUACGUGUUGUCAAGGACGAGACGGGCGUGCUCUGGCAUAAUUUCACAAAUUAUGAUUCGCGUAAAGAGACGGGAUACGUCGGAAUCAAAAACCAAGGCGCAACUUGCUACAUGAACUCACUCUUGCAGUCCCUGUAUUGCACAAACAGUUUCCGACGUGCUGUCUAUCAAAUCCCAACGGAUAGCGACAAACCUACAGAUAGCGUAUCGUUGGCUUUACAGCGUUGCUUUUACAAUCUUCAAUACUCGGAUCUCCCAAUCGGCACAACUGAGCUAACAAAAUCGUUUGGAUGGGAUUCGCUUGAAGCGUUCCGACAACAUGAUGUCCAAGAAUUCAAUCGAGUGCUGCAGGAUCGACUAGAGGAGAAGAUGAAGGGAACACCGGCAGACGGUGCCAUUUCCAAGCUUUUCCGGGGAAAGAUGAAAAGCUACAUCAAGUGCGUCAACGUAGAAUAUGAAUCUUCACGUGUUGAGGAUUAUUACGAUAUUCAACUUAAUGUCAAGGGGUGCAAGAAUCUGGACGAAUCAUUCAAGGACUAUGUUACCGUAGAAACUUUGGAAGGAGAAAACAAGUACAUGGCUGAAGGACAUGGUCUUCAAGAUGCGCACAAGGGUGUUAUUUUCGAUAGUUUUCCGCCCGUGCUCCACUUGCAAUUGAAGCGUUUCGAAUAUGAUUUCAUGCGAGAUACCAUGGUUAAGAUCAACGAUCGGCACGAGUUCCCCGAAGAAAUUAAUUUGGAUGCUUAUUGCUCAAACACAGAUCCAAAAGAUCCAAACGACUAUGAAUUACACGGUGGUGAUAUGCACGGCCAUUACUUUGCAUUGAUCAAACCCGAAAAGGACGGGAAAUGGCUCCGCUUUGAUGAUGACCGUGUGACACCUGUUACUAGAAAAGAAGUGUUUGAAGAAAACUUCGGUGACGAGAACGUCAAUGGCAAUGGUACUGCACCUUUUCUUAGUGGGGUCCGCAACAAUAGCGCGCGCUUGUUAAAACGUUUCACCAACGCGUACAUGUUGGUCUAUGUUCGGAAAAGCAAGCUUGACGAAGUACUUGGUGCAGUUAUCGAUGACAACAUACCUCCACAUCUGAAAAGGCGUGUCAGCGAGGAGCGGGCUGCUUUGGAGAAACGCCGAAGAGAUCGAGAGGAGAUGCAUUUGCAUGUAAAAGUAGCCGUGGUGACCGACAAGUCAUUUCUGGAACGCCAAGAAUUCGAUCUCGCCAUGUUUGACGAUAAAAAUCUUGAAGUGACACCAGGUGUGCAUGUGUUUAAAGUACCAAAGACCGAAAAAAUUGUCAAUCUCAAGCAAGAGCUUGCUGAACACUUCAAGCUACACAAUGAGAAGCACAGACUUUGGUCUAUCGUGCAGCGAACCAACAAGACUGUACGGGUAGAACAGCCACUCACACCGAGCGAGGAGAAGCAGAGUGUUGAAAAGCUCCGGGCACAGUCUUGCGUGACAUCCCAUCAGAAUGGUUUUGCGAAACUUUAUCUGGAGAUCCCUGACGUACCGCUCACGGGCAAGUUUCCCAGCGUCAAGUCUGACACAUCCAUGGUGUUUCUGAAAUACUUUGACGUCAAGCAACAAAAGAUGAUUGGCAUGGGUCACUUGUACAUCAAGGCUCACGACAAGGUUGGUGAAAUCAUACCAGCUUUGCUCGAUCGUGCUAAGCUCCCGAAGGAUACACAGCUGUCAUUGUACGAGGAAGUAAAACCGACUAUGAUUGAGUUUAUGAAUCCGAAGCAUACAUUCCACAACGCUGAAAUCCAAAAUGGCGACAUCAUAUGCUUCCAGAUUGCUGUCAAGGAAGAAGAAGCGGACAAUAUAUAUGCACGUAAUGAAGUAGCAACGGUGCGCGAGUACUACAGCACAAUCUUUAACCGUGUCCUUGUUGAAUUCAAGCCGAGGACAGACAAGCAAGGUCAAGAAGUGAGUCUGAAACUCGACCGUCGCGCUACCUACGGCACUGUAGCCAAAGAUCUCGCCAAAGCACUGAAUGCCGAUUAUCAAAAGCUGAUGUUUACAACUGCCCACUCUGUCACCAGACAACCGAAAGAUGCUUUGGCGUUCUCCAACAAGAUGAGUCUAGAAAGUAUGGUGUCGUCGAUGCCGCCAGCACAAGAAUAUGCCUACGCAGUCAGCAUUGAAUCGGUUCCAGCUCCUAUACUCUACUAUGAUAUCUUGGACGUCAACCUAUCGGAUUUCGAAAGCAAAGAGUCAGUCGACGUAACUUUACUCCAUCCAACGUUACGUGAUGAUACAGCGCUUACAGUUCUUGUUCCGCGAAGAGCCGUUGCAAGCGACCUUGCAGAGGCAAUUCUGGCCAAGAGUCAACUGGAGGACGUCUCUUCCGACCAGAUACGCGUGUUCGGCGUAGCAAGCGGAAAGAUUACGCUGAUUGCUCACCAGAAUCAAACAGUUGCUGAACUGGGUUUUACACCUAAAUCGACGAUUUAUGCUGAAGUGAUUCCCGACGAUGAAGCGUCCAUGGAUCCGGAGGCAGAUCGUCUAAUAGAAGUUGUUAGCUAUCACAAAGAUCCGUCAAGGCUUCAUGGCAUCCCGUUCUUAUUUGUAGCUAAAAAGGAUGAAUUAUUUGCAGAUACCAAAAAGAGACUACAACAACGCUUGGGUAUCGGCGACAAGGAAUGGCAAAAAGUGAAAUGUACUAUCAUCCGCCAACAUCGCUCGUCGAACCCUGAAGUUGAGCAAAUUGAUAAAGAUGACUAUUGUUUGGUCAAGAAUGGCAACAUAGGUCCCAACGAUGUACUUGGAUUGGACCGUGUGGAUAAGACAUCGCGAUCAAGCCGAUUUGGAAGCAUUCUUGAACGCGGUAUCUUCAUUCGCGGCUAG